UAAAAUGAUGUUUUCAUUAAAGCAAAUACAACCGAGCGCGGCGUAUUUAUCUUUUGUUUAAUUUGCUGAUAACUGAAAAAAUGAAGUCUUGGAUCUUUAUUUUGCAAGUGGUAUGUUCCAUAAGCCUUUUUCUACAUUGUUCGAACGCGGCGUAUGAAUGUUAUGAAUGGACGGCUGAAGAUAAAAAAGAAAUGGGUACAAAACCUUCUGUAUCCAAAGAAAAAGCCCAGUGCGAAAAGCGGCACAACAUCUUUUCAAAUGGGGAUAAUAAAGGGAAUAUAGGCUGCGGAUCAUGCAGGUGCUGCAAAAGAAUCAGCAUUCUAAGACCUGUAAAUACAGUGUCUCAUGGAACGUCUAUCAUACUAAAAAUGAGGUGCAGUCUCCUUACAAAGUUGACGACGAAGCCUGGAUCACUGUGUUCAACUUGAGAGAAUAAGCAGUGUUUCAUGAAAGCCUUUGUAUUACAGUCGACCCUUUAAAUGACUAAUAGGAAAGCAACGGGCAACUUUUGAUC
Messenger RNA from Ruditapes philippinarum (Manila clam), 514 nucleotides. RefSeq lists its product as uncharacterized. The coding region runs from base 81 to 428 and encodes 115 amino acids. Lineage: Eukaryota; Metazoa; Mollusca; Bivalvia; Venerida; Veneridae. The transcript has 3 exons. The record is from RefSeq and is a predicted model, not a curated record.